ACCGACAAUGGCAUUGGUCUGUUUGAAAGGGUCUAUAAAUGGGAUUGGUUGGAACAAAGUCCCUCUAAAUAAAAGCGGUGUCAUGCAGCUGCAAACGUCCUGUGCUGGCAUCCUCACUCGACUCUCCAUUGCUGAAAGGAACAGCAUAACCAUACAGAAAAAAUGGAGUUCGGAAAUAAGGUUAUUGUCCUCUUAGUCGUGGCCAUCGUGGUGACUGGCAUUGGGUUGGGGGUAGGUUUGACCAGAAAGAAACCAACCAUAACGGUAGAACCGGAACCUACACCAACAGAAGGCCCUAGGGAACCGGUCCAGGAGGCCCUUCAGAGGAUUGACUGCUACCCUGAUCCUGGGGCAACCGAACAGUCAUGCGAGGAACGUGGUUGCCGGUGGAGCUCAUCGGACGUGGAUGGUGCCCCUUGGUGCUACUACCCGAAACAGGUGGACGUACCUGGGUACACCAUGGUUUCAGCUUCUGUCAAGAAUGCUUUGGGGUUUGAAGCUAUUCUUCAGAGGAGGGAUACACCUGUCCGGUAUGACAGACCAGUCCAGAGACUUCUCUUCCAAGUAGAAAUACAUUCAGAGACACGCGUCCGCUUCAAGCUCAUCGAUAUGGACAAUGAGCGGUACGAGGUACCGGUCGUCGACUUCAGCCCUCCCUCUCACCCUGCACACGAUCUCGACUACGAGUUCACCUACGAGCCAGACCCCUUCGGCUUCCGGAUCAAGAGGAAGAGCAACGGAGCCAUCAUAUUCGAUACAUCGAUAGGGGUGUUGGUAUACGAGGACCAGUUCCUCCAGAUCAGCACCGCCCUCCCAUCUUCUAACGUUUACGGGUUUGGAGAGCACAGUCAUCGUCGAUUUAGGCACGACCUCAACUGGAAAACAUGGGGAAUCUUCACUCGAGAUCUCGGCGUUGGGGGAGAUGAUAACUUGUAUGGAGCGCAUCCCUUCCACAUGGUUGUCGAAGAGGACGGUAACACACAUGGAGUAUUCUUCGUCAACAGCAACGCAAUGGAAGUUGCGCUUCAACCCACACCAGCUUUGACUUACCGGACCAUUGGGGGCGUCCUUGAUUUCUUCAUGUUCUUUGGCCCCACCCCUGAAAAUGUCAUCAGCCAAUACGGAGAGGUGAUCGGUCGUCCUGUCAUGGUGCCCUAUUGGUCACUGGGGUUCCAGCUUUGUAGAUGGCAUUACGGGUCACUCGACAGGGUCAAGACUGUGUGGUCAGAAAUGAUCGAGGCGGAGAUACCUUAUGAUGUUCAAUAUGGCGACAUCGAUUACAUGCUGGACAAGAAAGACUUCACUUACGACAAGGAUGGUGCCUACGCUGGUCUUCCCGAGUUCGUCCAGCAGGUCCACGACCACGGACAACAUUACAUCAUCAUUCUGGAUCACAUUAUCAAAAAGGAAGUCGGAUACCACGCCUAUGACCGGGGACUCACUCCGAAUGUAUUUGUGCUGAAUCCGAACCGGUCUGCACCUAUCGUCGGAAACGUAUGGCCGGGAGAUGGUGUUUACCCAGAUUUCUUCAACGAAAACGCUCAGCAGUAUUGGACAGAUCUCUGUGAUGAUUUCCAUGAUGAAAUCGAAUAUGAUGCCCUCUGGAUCGAUAUGAAUGAGCCUUCGAAUUUUGUGAGGGGGUCCAUAGACGGAUGCGAUAACAACAGGUGGAACUAUCCCCCAUACAUGCCAAAAAUCACGAUUGAGGAGGGAAAGAUUUUUACCAAAACGCUUUGCAUGGAUGCCCGCCAUGGCAUUGACGGUAUGUCGGGUGACCAUUAUAAUCUACACAGCCUCUAUGGGCACACGAUGGCAGUUGGAACGUACGAAGCACUCAAAACGGUUUUCCCUGAAAAGCGUAGCCUUGUUUUCAGCCGUUCAACCUUUGCCGGCACAGGAAAGAGUGCCCACCAUUGGCUCGGCGAUAAUCAGAGUAUUUGGGGCCACCUCCAUUGGGGGAUAACGGGUAUGCUGGAAUUCAACAUGUUCGGCAUACCAUAUAGCGGUGCUGAUAUAUGUGGCUUCUGGGGGAAUACCACCUAUGAGAUGUGUUGGAGGUGGACCCAGCUUGGGGCGUUCUACCCCUACGCGAGAAACCACAAUGCAAAGGGGUGGUAUCCUCAGCAUCCUCCUGUGUUUGGUGAUGACUUUGUAAAGAUGACGAAGGAGGUCCUUUCGGAAAGAUAUCGUCUUCUACCAUUCCUUUAUACCCUCUUCUACCAAGCUCACAUCGACAGCUCUACGGUUGUAAGGGCGCUCGUCAACGAGUUUCCUGCUGAUCAUAUGGCUUGGGAUGUCGACCGGCAAUUUUUAUGGGGACCGUCCUUUAUGAUAUCGGCUGUUUUAGAAGAGGGCGUAACAGAAAUCGAAGUCUACUUUCCCGAUGCUCGUUGGUAUGACUAUUACACGGGCAAAGAAAUGGUGGAUGAGAGGGGUACGGUAGCUAAUUUGGCUGCACCCAUGGAGGUCAUCAAUCUGCACGUAAGAGGGGGUUAUAUCAUACCCCUUCAGGAGCCAGCAAAUACCACUGUUUUCAGUCGUUUGAAGCCUCUUUCUCUUUUAGUGGCUCUAGAUGAUAAUAUGGAGGCUAGCGGAGAACUCUUCUGGGAUGAUGGAGAAAGGAGAGAAUCCUACGAAAAUGGAGAGUACACUUUACUCAAAUUCAUCGCCACAAAAGUAAAUGUGAAGGGCGAACUUCAGAUUGAUGUGGAUGUCGACGGUUACACUGACCCGAACAACCUUUCCUUCGAUAGCGUUAAGAUCUAUGGUGUGCAUCAUUACGUUGACGGUGACGUCACAAUAGAACCUGCUGAUGGGUCGCCGUCAUACAAUGCUGCAAAUGUAGAAUUCACCGCCGAAACAAACGUUCUCCACAUCCGGGAUCUUCAUCUUGAUAUGACGGAGUCCUUCACAAUUCAAUGGGAUAUACAAGCAUGACAUGUAUAUUUACUCACAACAAAGUAUAUUCACAACAUAGCAUAUAGGCCUACACACAGUCUAGGACUUCACUCGACGCAGAAAAUGGAUUAAGGGGGGAGGGGGUUAGCAUUUAAUUUGAAACUGAAUUUAUGGGAUUAAGAUGAGGAAAAGGCAAACUGAGACAAAAAAACGUAAGGUUAUCAUCAACGAACGUACAGGGGUCAUCUAUUUUGCAAACACGCGUCCUCUACGUUCAUUGAUUAUCAUAUGAUGAUAAUGGGGAAGGGGAGUGAGAGUUUGUGAGAGGGGGUGACGAUAUAGCAACGGCGAUGAAAUGGAAAACUGACGCAUUUAGAAUUAUACUGGGGGAAAGGAAUUGAAAAAAUUGACAUGUUGGAAGGGGAAGGGGCGAGAGUAAUAUUGAUAAUUACUAAAAUUGAAAUGUACACACAGCGUCGAAAUGAUCGACUACACGUUCAAAGUCUUUUAAAUUGUGUCGUGCAGUACUACUCAGAAGACAAGAAGAGCAGAGAGAGAGAGAAGGAGAGAGGAUUAACAAUGUUUGGAAGAAAUGAAUUUGGAGGAGAGUAAAAGUGAAAGAACGUACAUGGUAAGUGAUAUAUAGUCUGCAGGCACAGACCUCCGGGUUUUCGCAAUUCGCACAGUGCACAAUGCAGAGUCUGAAGUAGUGAGACUAGAUUCAAUCAUGUUCUGUGGCUGUCAAAGUGUCAAAUUUGAGUCUGUGCUUGCAGACUAGGAGUGAGGCAGGAAGGGACAGAGAGAGAGAAAGGGAGAGAGAAAGUAGAAAAUAAAUUUUUUUAAAGAACACCAGGAGAAAAGAAGGAAGACGUGGAGGAAGAGAAGAAAAGGUAUGAAAUAGGGGAUUAAAGAGGGAGCGAACACUAUGUAGUUUCUCAUUGACUGUGUGUUCUAAAUAGCGAGUCUUAAAAUACACCUUUCUGAAAUAAAUAGUAGUAACACAAAGAAUCAAUUAGCCAAUAUAUAUUUUUUUUCCAGAGAAGCUAAAAUGUUUUGGGAGAAAAAGUACUAAUUUUGCUACUUGGUAACAUAAUGAUUUGUUGCGAUAAUGUAUGGAGUAGUGAAUUAGUGUGUUAUCAUUCAAGUGGGUCUAUAUUACAAGACUACUUUGCUCAGAAUGUUGCAUUAUGGGUGAUGAACCUGUCCAGAUAUGAGUAGUUGAAUACUUAAGGUGGGGCUAUUAAAGGGAUGGUCCGGGCUGAAAGUAUUUAUAUCUAAAUUAAUAGAGUAAAAUUCACAGAGCAAAAUGCUGAAAAUUUCAUCAAAAUCGGAUAACAAAUAAAGAAGUUAUUGAAUUUUAAAGUUUAUCAAUAUUUUGUGAAAAUAGUUUUAUGCACAUCAUCAUGAAUAUUCAUUAGGUGGGCUGAUAUACUUUCCUUUUCCUUAUGUUAUUACAGUUUUAUGCACAUCAUCAUGAAUAUUCAUUAGGUGGGCUGAUGAUACUUUCCUUUUUUUUAAAUGUUAUUACAGUUUUAUGCACAUCAUCAUGAAUAUUCAUUAGGUGGGCUGAUGAUGUCACAUCCCCACUUUCCUUUUUCUUAUGUUAUUACAUGAAAUCAUAACUGUUUCAGUUUUUCAUGCAUAUGUAAAUGAUGUGUCUCCAUUAUGAUGAAAUAAGUUGCGGCAAUAAAUAACUAAUGCACUUA
Lytechinus pictus (painted urchin) is the source of this 4604-nucleotide messenger RNA. RefSeq names its product sucrase-isomaltase, intestinal-like. Gene Ontology annotation, molecular function: alpha-1,4-glucosidase activity; carbohydrate binding. The transcript is spliced from 23 exons. The coding region runs from base 163 to 2937 and encodes 924 amino acids. NCBI's taxonomy places the organism in Eukaryota, Metazoa, Echinodermata, Echinoidea, Temnopleuroida, Toxopneustidae. The record is from RefSeq and is a predicted model, not a curated record. Gene Ontology annotation, biological process: carbohydrate metabolic process.